Molecule: messenger RNA, 825 nt
Organism: Stegastes partitus (bicolor damselfish)
Lineage: Eukaryota; Metazoa; Chordata; Actinopteri; Pomacentridae
Source: RefSeq, a predicted model, not a curated record
AUGGUGGGCGUCCGUGUUGCUGAAAAUCACCCCGAGAAGGUCGUUGCGUCUGUGGGCGGACGAACAGUGCUGUUUCCUGACUGGGCCUACAAACCGGCCUGGUCGCCCGGAUCCAGGCAGGUCCAGCUCUGGCACUUCCUGCUGGAGCUGCUGGGCCGAGGCGAGGGCGGCGCCAUCGGCUGGGGCGGGGAGUGGGGCGAGUUCGUCAUCCGGGACCCCGAGAGGCUGGCCAGGCUGUGGGGGGAGAGGAAGGGCAAACCGCACAUGAACUACGACAAACUCAGUCGGGCGCUCAGAUACUACUACAACAAACGCAUCCUGCACAAGACCAAAGGGAAAAGAUUCACCUACAAGUUCAACUUCAGCAAACUCAUCCUGGUCAACUAUCCCGGCUACCCUCCACCUCCACCUCCACCUCCAUCACAUCAGCUGGUCCAGGGCGGCCAUCUUUCCUUCCCCCUCCUCCCCGCUGAGAGCAGCCGUCCUCUGUGUGGAGGUUCAGGCUCGGUGGUGGACAGAGCGGUCCAGCCUCCUCCUCACCCCUUUUUACUCCCAUGCUGCCUCCCUAAACCAAUGCCGAUGCCCCGGGCUCUCCACGGCCCCUUCCCCUUCAUCUCAACCCCUGCUGCUGCUUCUGCUGCUGCUGCUGCUGCUGGGGUCGGCCUGAGGGAACCGGGCCUGAACGCUAACGUCUGGCCUCACAAGAGCCCCUCUGGGUGGGAUCUGAACCUCCACAUCAGUCAGGGCUUGUUCAGUGGAGUGAAGCAGACUGAAACUCAAGGAGAGGCAGCCAAGAAGAGGAAUGAACUACAACAGAUGGACUGA